Chironomus riparius is the source of this 1600-nucleotide messenger RNA. NCBI's taxonomy places the organism in Eukaryota, Metazoa, Arthropoda, Insecta, Diptera, Chironomidae. The record is from the annotation of a GenBank genome assembly.
CGUCUAGUCAGUUUGCAAUAUUCAUACAUAAUGGAUUUAUUUCUCAAGAUUUUGACAUUAUUAAUUAUAGUUUGUGCAUCACCUGGAUACUCGUUCAGGCACAAGACACCGGCUAGUUCUUUUCGACGACGAGAUUUCAUGGAAAGAUGCCCACUUGUUAAGCCUAUGAGAAGUCUACAGCUAGCAGACAUGAUGGGAUUUUGGUACAUCAUACAAUACUACUCAAGCUCCGAAGAGACAGCCGAGUAUAAGUGCAUGAAAGGAAAUUUAGAAAUGUCUGACAAUAAGGAUAUAACAAUGAAAUUUACAUAUUUCUUUAUCAACGACCCCAACAAUGAGUUAAUGAGCGGAAAUAUUACAUGGUAUAUACCAAAUUUCAACGAUGUUUCGCAUUGGAUUCAUGCUGAAGGUUUCUACGAAGGUGUAUAUAAUACAUACAUUAUCGAUAAUUGCCGUCAAGAUUGGGCAUUGAUAAUGCAUUGCGCUGAGAAAAAGAGAUCUUCGAGAUAUCUUUCGGCAUUGAUGUUGAGCCGAACACCUACUUUGGGACACAAUGUAAAAGUAUUUUUGCGAGAAAAAUUGCCCCAAUACAAUAUCGAUUUGGAUUAUAUGUUUGAUGUUUAUCAAGAUGAUUGUAAGGAAGGAAUUGGUAAGUGGAACUGCAUUUUGUGGUUUGUUUUAUUGUUCAUUUGAAAUUCUCUUUGUUUAAGCUACUAUGGAUGAGUACUAUCGGUAUGUUUUGAAGAAUAAGGACAACUCUACUGAUGUGCCAGCUGUGGACAAAGCUUGAAAUAGACUUUUCUAUUUAAAGUCCGAAUCAUCUUUGAGCUCUGAUACUUAAAAUUCACUAUAAAAACCUAUAAAAAUUUGAAAACUUAAAUUUAACAUUCAAAACUUAAUUGAAUUCCAUGCGAACGUAUGAAGCAUAGACGUCAAAACAAUCUGUGCGACUUUUACAUAAGUUUAAAUUGAAGCUUUUAGAGUCUGUAAUGUGCUUUUUAGAAAAUAUUAAUAAAUCAGUAUAACGAAUUUUUAAAAUUCAAAAAUUUUGAUAAUCCGACAAAAAAUCGGACUACAGUUCAAAUUUCAAAAGUACGUUGAGCGGUUUGUGACUUUGUUGCAGACUUGACUCUAUAAUGAACUGAAAAUUAACACAAUGUUUUCCGAGUUUUUUAUUAUCGACAAAUUGAAUUAGCAUCUUAAAAAGUAAUUAUUUGCUUUGUUUCGGACGCUUCUCUUUUAUUUAUUGAAUAAACUUUAAGUUCUUGAUAAUUUGUUGUUAUAAAAAUAUUAUUCAAGAAAAAUAAAGACGAAUUUUACUAUGUUUCUUCAUUCAUUUAACUAUAGCUAUGCACAUUCAGAGCCUCAAGAAAUAAUAUCAUUAUUUUUCAUAUUUUCUAGGAAAGUAUUUUUGUUUUUUUGGGGAUUUUUAAAAAAUCCAUUUAAAAGUAGAUAAAACAUAAUAUUGAGCUAUUACUAAAUUGACAAAAUAAAACUUAAUUAAACUAAACUAAUAGAAUGCAAAUGUAUGGGGCACUUUUCUUUGAAUAAGUUCUAAAUUCGAUUAAUGUUUUCAUUUGUUCAGAAAAAAAUUCCUUAA